Molecule: messenger RNA, 579 nt
Organism: Physcomitrium patens
Lineage: Eukaryota; Viridiplantae; Streptophyta; Bryopsida; Funariales; Funariaceae
Product: large ribosomal subunit protein P3z
Cellular component (GO): ribosome
Molecular function (GO): structural constituent of ribosome
Source: RefSeq, a predicted model, not a curated record
ACCCUAAAUUGCUCCUUCUUCGAGCUUUGGGUGAUUGCGUGAACCUUGGCAAGAGUCCCGUCCAUCGCCUGUGCAAGGGCCGGAAACCGAGUAGCAACCAUGGCCGUCUUCACCUUCAUCGUUAAGAAAUCAGGCGACUCAUGGACCGCCAAGCAGCACGGCGGCGAGGCCAACCUUGAGGCCAGCUCUGCUUCCACCUGGGAGCUCCAGCGCAAGCUCUCUAACUUGGCCUUGACGACCGCUGGAUCAGGCGCCAUCUCAUCUUCUUUCUCCCUGAUUACUCCCGACUCUGGUGUUGCCCAGGUUGUUAUAGGUGGAGGAGGCGGCGGUGGCUUUUCCGCAGGAUCCGCCCCUGCUGCCUCGGGCGGUGCUGCUGCACCAGCUGCUGAGGAAAAGAAGGAAGAGAAGGUGGAGGAAAAGGAAGAGAGCGAUGACGAUAUGGGAUUCUCUCUCUUCGACUAGAUUCACAACCCUUUUGUACCCCUGUAGCAGAGGCAGAGUUCUGUCGCAAUUCAAUAUGAUCACCGCACUGCACGGUUCGGCAAUAUGAAAUAUUUGGUUUGUGGAUGAUUAUAGUUA